AACUGUCAAAGUUCUAAGCAAAACUUUGGUAAUAUUUGCAUCUAUUUUUGGAACGAAAAUUAGAAAUAAUUAUGUGUUACGCUGUAUUUUUGAGUUGUUAAAGAAACAAAAAUUGUGACCAACAAUGGAUUUCUUUUCUGAAAUUAUAGGGGAGACUGUCGUCCUUGGAAUCGAUUCUCUUAUAUUAGGAUUUUGUGUAAAACAGCUGAGUAAAUGUAAACAUAUCUUGAACGCCUUGCAGACAGCACCAAUACUUGAUAUUGACUCAACAUUAAAUAAAGAGAUUAACAAAUACUCAGACCAGGUGAUACCAUAUGUUGUGAUCAGAGGGCUGGUGAAACCCCUCGGUAAUCCAAUAGUUAGCAAUUACAAUAACACUGUUACUGGUGUCAUACAGAGGUUAACAAUAAAGGAGCAUGUUAUUGCGAGAACAUCUGCUGGGUUCUGGUCGGACCAGACUCGCACCAUACAUGAAGUAUACAACUCAACACCAUUUGUUCUCAGUAAUGGGAAGUAUAGUAUUGAAGUUAUAGAUGCAUUGGCAGCUGAGUUGUUGGAUCUUGAUGUGAUAUCUGACAAGUUCGAACCCAUGUCGCCUGGCGUCAUUGAUCAUGUGUGGGGCUUCUUCUCUGGAGUCCGGCAGCGCGGCCUUCAGACAAUGGAGGAAAUGCUCCGCGAUGGCUCAUACAUCACAGCAAUAGGAGAACUCAGCAGGACACAAACUGGUGCUUUAAAAUUACAACCACCUAGAGAUGGAUUGCCUCUCUACCUCACUACAGCCACUAAGUCUAGUUUACUGAAAAGGCUCGCCAGCUCUAGAGAUUUUUUAAGGAUCUUGCUGGUUGUGUUUGGGGCGGUAGCAGUUUUAGCAUCGGGUCGUGUAGCUUACAAGUACCUUAAGCGUCGCAAGCGGCGACAGUUGGAAGAGUCGUUGAAGCGGCAGCUCGCCGCCGGCCGCAAGGAGCGCCGCGCGCACGCACGGGAGAAGAACCUUACCGAUGUGCAGCUCUGUGUGGUCUGCUCGGAGAACCCUAAAGAGAUAAUAUUACUACCCUGUGGUCAUGUUUGCCUCUGUGAAGAUUGCUCGGAAAACAUCAAAGACAAUUGUCCCAUUUGCAGAGAGCGGAUAGAGGCCCGCGCGCCAGCUUUUAUUACAUAGAUACAAGACAUAGAAUAAUCUACUUACUAGCAAAGCAUUGUUAUAGUUAUAUUUAAAAAUAUAUAUUUAACGUUAAUGAAAUUAGACAG
Papilio polytes (common Mormon) is the source of this 1248-nucleotide messenger RNA. It is a transcript of the gene Mul1, whose product is annotated as mitochondrial ubiquitin ligase activator of nfkb 1-A. NCBI's taxonomy places the organism in Eukaryota, Metazoa, Arthropoda, Insecta, Lepidoptera, Papilionidae. The transcript is spliced from 6 exons. Gene Ontology annotation, biological process: organelle organization; protein ubiquitination. The record is from RefSeq and is a predicted model, not a curated record. Bases 125 to 1159 code for a protein of 344 amino acids. Gene Ontology annotation, molecular function: ubiquitin-protein transferase activity.